Molecule: messenger RNA, 1185 nt
Organism: Haemonchus placei
Lineage: Eukaryota; Metazoa; Nematoda; Chromadorea; Rhabditida; Trichostrongylidae
Source: the annotation of a GenBank genome assembly
AUGAUGCAAGCUAGGAAGAUCAAGUACGACGUCAUCGGACUGACCGAGACGAGAAGGCAUCGCCCGCUGCACGCUGUAUUUGAGACUGGAGAAGAACUGUUCCUUGGAACAUGCGACAGUAGAGGCGUCGGCGGCGUAGGUGUCCUCGUCAAUACGCACUUGGCCAUGAACAUCGAUUCGUACGAAAGCUUAACAACCCGAAUCGGACGUUUGCGAUUGAGAAGAUGCGGUUCAAUCCCAGCUCUAACCAUCUUCGUUGCUUACGCACCAACAUCGAGCUACGAAGAAGAGGAGUUGGAAGCGUUUUAUAUGGAUCUGGAGAGGCUCUACAGAGAAGACCACACUUUCUUCAAGGUCAUCGUCGGUGAUUUUAACGCCAAGAUCGGCCCCAGAAGAACGGCUGAAGAGCUUCACAUCGGGACUCACGGAGUGGAAUGGAAUGAGCAGGGUGAAAGGCUGUCCGAGUUUAUCAUGACGACCCACACCAUCCAUGGUAACUCGCAGUUCCAGAAGCCCUCUCAUUUAAGAUGGACAUGGGAGUCACCUGGUGGACAGUUCCAUAAUGAAAUAGACCACAUCAUCUUCAAUCGGAGAUUUUGCCUGACCGACGUCGCUGUUGUUCCGAAGUUCUACACGGGAUCAGACCAUCGACUCCUCCGCGCUAGAUUCUGCUUCUCAGUGCGUGGGGAGAGAGCUAUGAAGUUUCGGAAACGAAGCCCCAAGACCUCCAUCAACAGGGAUCACUUCGCUUCCCUUGCGAGUAAAUGGGAGGAUUCCGUUAUCGACAACAUCGACGAGGAAUACAACCGGCUCGUCGAGCAUCUUCACGAUAGUGCUACGAAAGCAGAGAGUCUACAAGUAGCCAAGAGACGACUCUCUUCGAAGACUCUCGAGCUGAUACGCCAGCGUGGAAUUGCGCGAGCUACAGGCAAUUAUCAACAAACGUCCGAACUUGCGAAGCUAUGCAGAGAAGCGAUAAAAGAAGAUCUGAAAGAGAGAAGAGCAGCAGUCUUCAUAUCACACAAACAUACAUCUGCCCAGUUCUUCGUGAAACCCUUGACCGACAUUACAGCGUUAGUGCCGCAUGUUGUGUUGCCCGCAGUCACAUCCACUGAUAAACAUCUGCUGCUGUCGAAUCUGAUCGUGAAGAAUAAGGGCAGUAUAGUAGGUCACCAUUGGAAUUGA